Neoarthrinium moseri is the source of this 999-nucleotide messenger RNA. RefSeq lists its product as uncharacterized. The record is from RefSeq and is a predicted model, not a curated record. The coding region runs from base 1 to 999 and encodes 332 amino acids. Gene Ontology annotation, biological process: base-excision repair, AP site formation. The transcript has a single exon. Gene Ontology annotation, molecular function: mismatch base pair DNA N-glycosylase activity. Lineage: Eukaryota; Fungi; Ascomycota; Sordariomycetes; Amphisphaeriales; Apiosporaceae.
AUGACGACAGACGAUGGUGACGAGCCUAGAUCGGCUUCCACAAGCACACCCAGCUUCAACGGUCGUCUCAAACUACAUGAGUUCAUGUAUUCGAAGCCUGAGGGGGGAAGUACUUCUGUACGGAGAAGCCCUCGUCUGGCUAUACCCCUAAGUACGACAGCGUCACCGUCACGCUCACCAUCAAAAACACCCUCAGCCUCACCGGCACGCGCAACCAAGCGGAAGCAGGGUCCCCAGUCUGAAGUAUACACCGAGGAGGCUUCCUCACAGCUCAGCGCCACAACAAGGGGGACGAGGAACAGCAGCAGCACGACUCCAUCGCCCAAGAAGAAACGCAACCGCGUGAAGAGCGGCUACGCUCCCCCGUCGACCUACGCGCACCUGCCCCACCUGGUCGACGUGCUGGCGCCGGACCUGCUCAUCCUCUUCGUGGGCCUAAACCCGGGCCUGCAGACGGCGCGCUCCGGGCACGCCUACGCGCACCCGUCCAACCUGUUCUGGAAGCUGCUGUACUCGUCCGGGAUCACGCCGGUGCCGUGCCGGGCCGAGGAGGACCGCACGCUGCCGGCGCGCUUCGCGCUGGGCAACACCAACAUCGUGGCCCGGCCCUCGCGCAACGGCGCCGAGCUGAGCAAGGCCGAGAUGGACGAGGGCGUCGCCGUGCUCGAGGCCAAGAUCCGCACCUGGCGACCCGAGGUCGUCUGCGUCGUCGGCAAGAGCAUAUGGGAGAGCGUCUGGCGCGUCAGGAAGGGCAAGGCCAUCAGCAAGGCAGAGUUCAGCUACGGGUGGCAGCACGAGCGCGAGAACAUGGGCGUCGUCAGAGCGCAUGAGGGGGAAGGGAAGGAUGGCACGAGGUUCGCAGGAGCGAGAGUCUUUGUCGCCACUAGCACCAGCGGGUUAGCAGCCUCGUUGAGGCCGGAGGAGAAGGCAAGGAUAUGGAAGGAGCUGGGUGACUGGUGCGUGAAACGCCGGGAAGAGAGGAAAGCUGCUCUCGAUUAA